CACGCAUGCGCGCAGUACACGAUAGGCCUCAGCAGACCGACAGCAGGUUAAAAACGAGAAGGAAUUUAGCUCCUAGGAUCUCAAACACGGCACGCCAGUUUUGCUGUCUCUGUCCAGAUGUUUGAGAAGUGGAGCAAGGGAUCCAAUCGACCAUCCUUCCUGCUCAGACUGUGGGGAGGGAUUCACUUGGUCAUCUGACUGACUGGCACACCCGUCAUUUUACACAGGGGAAAGGCCGUUCACCUGCUCAGACAGUGGGAGUGGAUUCACUCGGUUAUAUCAAUUGAAGGUACAUCAGCAAGUUCACACUGGACAAGGCCAUUCACCUGAUCUGUGUGUGAGAAGGGAUUCAGUCGGUCAUCCCACCUGUGGACACACCAGGCAAUUCACACUGGGCAGAGGCUGGUCAUCUGCUGAAUUUGUGGGAAAGGAUUCACUCGGUCAUCUGACCUAAUGGCUCACCAGCGGGUUCACACUGGGGAGAAACCGUUCACCUGCUCAGACUGUGGGAAGAGUUUCACUAAUUCAUCCACCCUACGGAGCCAUCAGCGAGUUCACACUGGGGAGAAGCCAUUCACCUGCUCAGUCUGUGGGAAGGGAUUCACUCAGUCAUCCACCCUACGGAGCCAUCAGCGAGUUCACACUGGGGAGAAGCCAUUCACCUGCUCAGUCUGUGGGAAGAGAUUCACUCAGUCAUCCAACCUACAGAGUCAUCAGCGAAUUCACACUGGGGAGAAGCCGUUUACCUGCUCAGAAUGUGGGAAGAGAUUCGCUAAGUUAUCCAGCCUACAGAUUCAUCAGCGAGUUCACACUGGGGAGAAGCCGUUCACCUGCUCAGUCUGUGGGAAGGGAUUCACUAAUUCAUCUUCCCUACAGAGUCAUCAGCGAGUUCACACUGGGGAGAAGCCGUUCACCUGCUCAGAAUGUGGGAAGAGAUUCACUCAGUCAUUCCACCUACAGAGUCAUCAGCGAGUUCACACUGGGGAGAAACCAUUCACCUGCUUAGAAUGUGGGAAAGGAUUCAGUCAGUCAUCCAGACUACUGGCACACCAGUCAGUUCACAGUGGGGAGUGGCCGUUCACCUGCUCAGAAUGUGGGAAGGGAUUCACUUGCUCGUCUAAGCUAAUGGCUCACCAGCGAGUUCACACUGGAGAGAUGCUGUUCACUUGCUCAGUCUCUGAGAAGAGAUUCACUCAGUCAUACAACCUAGUGGCACAUCAGCAAGGUCACACUGGGGAGAAGCCGUUCACCUGCUCAGUCUGUGGGAAGAGAUUUACUCAGUCGUCCCUCCUGCAGAGUCAUCAGCGAGUUCACACUGGGGAGAGGCCGUUCACCUGCUCAAUCUGUGGGAAGAGAUUCACUCACCCAUCCACCCUACAGAAUCAUCAGCGAGUUCACACUGGGGAGAAGCCAUUCGCCUGCUUAGUCUGUGGGAAAAGAUUCACCCAAUCAUCCACCCUACAGAAUCAUCAGCGAGUUCACACUGGGGAGAGGCCGUUCACCUGCUCAGUCUGUGGGAAGAGAUUCACUCAGUCAUCCAACCUACAGAGUCAUCAGCGAGUUCACACUGGGGAGAAGCCGUUCACCAGCUCGGAAUGUGGGAAAGGAUUCACUCAGUCAUCCCACCUACUGGCACACCAGUCAGUUCACAAUGGGGAGAGGCCAUUCUGCUCAGAACAUGGGAAGGGAUUCACUUCAUCGUCUCAUCUGAAGGCACAUCAGCGAGUUCACACCGGAGAAAUGCCAUUCACCUGCCCAGACUGUGGAAAGGGAUUCACUCGGUCAUCUGACCUAAUGGCACACCAGCCAGUUCACACCGGGGAAUGGCCGUUCACCUGCUUGGACUGUGGGAAGGGAUUCACUUGGUCAUCUGAACUGAAGGUACAUCAGAGAAUUCACACUGGGGAGAGGCCAUUCACCUGCUCAGUCUGUGGCAAGGGAUUCACUCAGUCAUCUCAUCUAAUGGUACAUCAGCGAGUUCACACUGGGGAGAGGCCGUUCACCUGCUCAGAGUGUGGGAAAGGAUUCACUCAGUCAUCUCAUCUGAAGCUACAUGAGCGAGUUCACACCGCGGAAUGGCCGUUCACCUGCUCGGAUUGUGGGAAGGGAUUCACUCGGUCAUCUGAACUGAAUGUACAUCAGAGAGUUCACACUGGGGAGAGGCCGUUCACCUGCUCAGACUGUGGGAAGGGAUUCACUCAGUCAUCUCAUCUGAAGGUACAUCAGCGAGUUCACACUGGGGAGAGGCCGUUCACCUGCUCAGUCUGUGGGAAGGGAUUCACUUCGUCAUCGACAGUGAAGGUACAUCAGCGAGUUCACACUGGAGAGAGACCGUUCACCUGUUCAGAGUGUGGGAAGGGAUUCACUCAGUUAGGCCACCUACAAGUACACUGGUCAGUUCACAGUGGAGAGAGGCCUUUCACCUGCUCAGACUGUGGGAAGGGAUUCACUCAGAUAUCCACCCUAAUGACCCACCGGGAAGUUCACACCAGGAAGAGGCCAUUUACCUGCUCAGUCUGUGGGAAGGGAUUCACUUUGUCAAAUCAGUUACUGAGACACCAGUUCGUUCACACUGGACAGUGGCCGUUCACCUGCUCAGACUGUGGGAAGGGAUUCACUCAGUCAUCUGAACUGAAGGUACAUCAGCGAAUUCACACAGGGGAGAAGCCAUUCACCUGCUCAGAGUGUGGGAAAGGAUUCACUCGCUCAUCCCACCUACAAACACACCAGUCAUUUCACACAGGGGAGCGGCCGUUCACCUGCUCAGACUGUGGGAAAGGAUUCACUCAGUCAUCAGAGCUACAGAGACAUCAGCGAAUUCACACUGGGGAAAGACCAUUCACCUGCUCAGAGUGUGGGAAAGGAUUCACUCAGUCAUCCCACCUACAGAGACACCAGCAAGUUCACACUAGGAACCCCUCAGUUUCUGGGAAGAGGUCUCCAACUCUCAGUCAGGUGCUCGAUGCUUCCUUGUCAACAUCUCGUCUGCUCAGAUCAUUGGGAUGUCUCCCAUGGAGGGUCAUACUCAUUCCACUGGUUAAUGUUUUCUUCCAUAUUGAUGAUUCAUUUUUCUGAGUUAGCCUCUCAUUUAAGUUUCCUGGUCUGUAUUUCUUAUCAGAAUUUCAUAUACACACAUGAAGCAUUGAAUCCUGUUCAUUUUUGAUGAAAAUAUAUACUUAGUUUUAUCUGACUGUUGUGUGAUUUUUUUUUCAUGUGUGUUAUUCCUCUUUCUCCUUCUGUCCAAGGUAGUAUUAAUCUGAGGCUACGUCCACGCUAGACCGGACAAUUUUGAAAAUGACGGUUUUGAGUAAAAACGACAGGCAUCCACACCAGGCGUUUUUCAAAAUAUCUCUGUCCACACUAAGUUGGAUAUUUGGGCGAAUCUCCUCCUACUGGGCAUGCGCAGACACAUCUACAGAAAACAAGCGAAGAGGAAACGGUAUAAUAUUUACGUUUCCGUGGCGGCAUUGUGCUAUUUCCAUUGGUCAAAAACAAGAGAACCUACAACAAGUGAAAGAAAGUUUUCAAAAAUGUCUUCGAGGAAUACAAAGAAAAUCUCCACUGGAAAAAGCAGACAGACUUCUUCGUUUAGACAGACAAUGAAGUCGAGCUGUUUCGGCGAGUUACAAACGACUACAAAGUCAGCAAAGCAGUGGAGAACGUUGGAGGGAGAUGUUUAACUCCAAAGAAAGCUAUUAACGUAGAGAAUAAAGUAAACUACACACGCAUGAAUCCGUCCUCUACGCAAGAUCAACAAGAGAGUGGAAUCUUCUGCUGCCAGACCUGCGUAGUAGUUCUGACAUUAAUAUUUUUAAAGAUAGACUCAAUCAAAUCAAUUUAUGGGAUCUGGUCAAAAAAGCUCACUUUACGAUUUAACUCUCAGGCCGUUCACACCGACUGCGCGUUAUAACAGCCGUCUGGCAGUGCUUGCACAGUACCAAGCCGAAGCAAAAAAAACUUUGUUGUUGUGGUGUUGUCAUGACAGUGUUUUUAAAUAUCUCCGCUUACCCCGUCCACACUUCAAUGCGAAGCAAUCGUUUUCAAAUUUACACACUCUGGAGAGUGUUUUCAAAAAUCUCCACUUUCAGGGGAGGGAAACGCCAUUUCAGUGUGGACGGAGGGUCAAAACGAAGAGAAAAAGCUUUGUUUUCAAAAUUAUCCAGUGUAGUGUGGACGUAGCCUAAGUGGGUCUGAGCGUAAAUAGACUUUUCUAAAGUUGUCAUUUCAGUUCUUAUUUAUCUUUGCAAAUUUUACUUAU
This is a messenger RNA of Mobula hypostoma (lesser devil ray), 4258 nucleotides long. RefSeq names its product oocyte zinc finger protein XlCOF6-like. NCBI's taxonomy places the organism in Eukaryota, Metazoa, Chordata, Chondrichthyes, Myliobatiformes, Myliobatidae. Gene Ontology annotation, biological process: regulation of transcription by RNA polymerase II. The transcript is spliced from 4 exons. Gene Ontology annotation, molecular function: RNA polymerase II cis-regulatory region sequence-specific DNA binding; DNA-binding transcription factor activity. The coding region runs from base 454 to 3075 and encodes 873 amino acids. The record is from RefSeq and is a predicted model, not a curated record.